Brassica napus (rape) is the source of this 2562-nucleotide messenger RNA. RefSeq lists its product as uncharacterized. The record is from RefSeq and is a predicted model, not a curated record. Bases 1 to 2562 code for a protein of 853 amino acids. Lineage: Eukaryota; Viridiplantae; Streptophyta; Magnoliopsida; Brassicales; Brassicaceae. The transcript is spliced from 4 exons.
AUGACCAAGCUAUGCCCAAGCUGGAACUUUCACUCCAACCACCAAUCUGAUGAGGAUGGAAGGAUUAUACUACUCUGGAAACAUCCCAUUAAACUCUGUGUCCUCCACCAGAGUAGUCAAAGCAUCACGAGCAUCAUAGAAUUACCAAAUUCUGAGCCACUCUACUACUCGGCUGUGUACGCAUCAAACCUGUCUGCUGACCGAUCAGAUCUCUGGGCUGAACUGAUGUAUCUCCAUGACACUUAUGAUCUACAACAUAAUCGAUGGGUUGUUGGUGGGGAUUUCAACCAAAUCAUUAUGCCAACAGAGCACUCUUCACACUCUGUGGAUGCCCAAGACACUCAAAUGUACCAAUUUCAAGACUGUUUGCUGCAGAACGGUCUUUUCGAUCUGAGAUAUAACGGUCCUGGCCAUACAUGGACAAACAACCGGCCAGACAUGCCAAUAGCAAAGAAGCUUGACAGGCUGCUUGUUAACUGCAACACAAUCUCAGCCUACCCUCAUGCCGUAGCUACCUUCCUACCUCCGUCUAUCUCUGACCAUGCACCCUGCCUCCUAGACCUAGCCGUUCAACUACCCAAAGCAGGAACCCAUCCUUUUAAAUUCCAAAAUUAUCUAACCAAACACCCGGAGUUCACCUCGGCACCAGGCCCUGAUGGACUUACCUCUAGUUUCUUCAAAGCAAGCUGGGACAUUCUAGGGGAAGAGGUCGUUGCUUCAGUUCAACAUUUCUUUGCAGCCUCUUUUCUACCUGCAGCGGCAAAUGCAACUAUCCUCUCUCUUGUUCCGAAGUUUCCAGGUGCAAGCAACAUUACAGAAUACCGGCCAAUAUCCUGUUUGAAUACGGUGUAUAAGGUUAUCUCAAGGCUACUAGUGGCUCGACUCAAACCCAUCCUACCUAAUCUAAUCCUUCCUAGUCAAACUGCUUUUGUAAAGGACAGAUUACUUGUAGAGAAUACUACUCUAGCUAGUGAAUUGGUCAACGGGUAUCACAAGAAUAAAGGAGAAAAGAGAAUUACCAUUAAAGUGGAUAUCGCUAAGGCGUUUGACACUCUCUCUUGGGAUUUCCUCCUGUCCUGUCUCCAGGGGCUUCAAUUGCCGCCAAAGUUCAUUUCCUGGAUCAAAGCCUGCAUAUGCACAACCAGUUUCAUGGUGGGAUAUAAUGGUAUGGUUAAUGGUUAUUUUAAGGGAAAGCGCGGGCUCAGACAAGGAGAUCCGCUCUCUCCUUACCUCUUUGUCAUGGCUAUGAACUGUCUAUCGAUGAUGUUGAAUCAAGCAGCUGCAAAUGAAAGGAUAAACUAUCAUGAUAAAUGUGAUGCAAUGAAACUUACCCAUUUAUCUUUUGCAGAUGACUUACUGAUAUUCAUUGAUGGAUCUUUGAGGUCUGUCCAGAAUGUGCUACAGGUACUAAAGGAGUUUGAGUUGAGAUCGGGUCUUGCAGUCAGUUUCCAAAAGACAAGCUUCUAUGCGUCGGGGCUAACAGAGCAAGAAAUAAAUACCAUCCAGGCUUCGACGGGCAUGGUUAAUGGCUCGCUUCCUUUCAGAUAUUUGGGAGUUCCACUAAACUCCAAAAAGCUCUCAUUGGCAAACUGUGAACCACUGCUUCAUCAAGUUAAAAACCGCCUCUCAUCUUGGUCUGUCAAGACUCUAUCUUUUGCUGGACGCCUGCUUCUCAUCAAAACUGUCAUAGCCGGGAUUACAACUUUCUGGUGUUCUGCCUUUAUACUCCCUAAAGCCUGCAUAAAAAAAGAUCAAUUCAAUGUGCAGUUUCUUCCUUUGGAAAGGAAACUUAGAAAGCCACCAUUCCGCCAAGAUUCGGUUUGGGCGUCUUGGUUCAAGGAAGUGAUCCUCAAUAGCUCCUUGCAUAACUACUGGACAAUAAAGCCUAGUCAGAAGUACUCUUGGUUAGUAAACAAACUCAUCAAGUUGAAGACAGCUCCCUCCGGCUCACGCCUAGGUAUCCCUCUGCACGCUACCAUUGCUUCUCUUAACAGAAAUGGAAAUUGGCACCUUCCUCCGGCACGAUCAGAAGCGAUGUUGGAGCUGUACACAUUCAUUACCACAAUAGUCUUAACUGAGGAGCAUGAUUAUUAUGAGUGGGAAAUACAAGGAAAGGUCAAAGCAAAGUUUAGUACAGGAGAGCUUUAUACUUACUUGAUUGGAGAAGUACAAGACCAAGACUGGGCGCCGGUUAUCUGGUUCUCACGCUCCAUUCCAAGACACUCGUUCCACUCAUGGCUGAUGAUCUUAAAUAGAUGUCCAACCAAAGAUAGGAUGCUUCAGUGGGGACUCCAAGUUGACUCGACUUGCCUCCUCUGUAAUACGCAGUCGGAAUCAAGGAACCAUCUCUAUUUUGAUUGCUGCUAUAGUUUCGAUCUUUGGGCAUUGAUAGCGCAGAGAUGCAGGAUCACUCCUAGACGGAACUGGGAUGAAACGGUCUCGCAGAUGAAAGCGCUCCCAUCGCGAAAAGUAGACCGCCUCUUGACUCUUCUCUCAUGGCAGGCUGCUCUUUACUGGAUUUGGAAUGAGCAGAACUCUCGCAUGCACACCAACGUUUUUUGA